UGUAUUGAUGUGUGGAUACCAACAUUUAAAGGAGUUAAUUAUGAUGAAUAUUUAACUCUGUCUAUAUUAAAUGAAAUGAGAGAAAAAAUUAUCAACGGAACUCCACCUGAAUAUAGUAAUCUAUAUCAAGAUUAUUGGAAAUACGAAAUUGAUGAAUGUCCUGAUAUACAAAAAAUCGUUUCAACUCUUAAAACAAUUAUUUCUCUUGAACAUAUUGAAAUAUUUCAUGCAAAUCUUAUCUUUAUUGAAGAAGAUGAUUUGCAGAUAAGAAAGACAUCGAAGGAUUUCGAAUUAACUGAAGAUAUUAAUUUAUAUAAAUAUAUUGACGAAAAUUCAAAUUUAUAUAGCAAAUCUUCUUUUCGAACAAACAUAACGGAUUUUGACAAACAUUCAUUAAUUAAUUUAUCAAUAGAAGAUAAAUCUAGAUAUAAAUCAAAAGAUGAUGAAUUAGAGAAUUUGGAAAUAUCUGAUAAUGAUAGUCAAAGCAAUUCAAGUUUACAAAGUCAAAAAACAUUUCAAACAAAAAAAUUGGAUUUUAAAGAUAAAUUAUUAUUAAGUUCCAUUUUUGAA
Funneliformis mosseae is the source of this 570-nucleotide messenger RNA. Lineage: Eukaryota; Fungi; Glomeromycota; Glomeromycetes; Glomerales; Glomeraceae. The record is from the annotation of a GenBank genome assembly.